This is a messenger RNA of Zea mays, 2042 nucleotides long. RefSeq lists its product as uncharacterized. The record is from RefSeq and is marked provisional. Gene Ontology annotation, molecular function: cation binding; protein serine/threonine phosphatase activity. Gene Ontology annotation, biological process: protein dephosphorylation. The coding region runs from base 149 to 1324 and encodes 391 amino acids. NCBI's taxonomy places the organism in Eukaryota, Viridiplantae, Streptophyta, Magnoliopsida, Poales, Poaceae. The transcript has 2 exons.
CACGCCCCGACAAAGCGAGCGAGAGCAGCCACGGCAAAACCCUCGCGGGCGUCUCUCUCUCGAUCGGCGGGCAGCAGCGACGCGCGCGCACAACACAGCAGGUGAAUUCAAGGCAAGUGAGUCAGUGGUUGGGGUCCUCGUCCUGGCUAUGAGAGGUUUAAGUCGGUAUCUGCCGUUCUGCGGCGGCGGGUGCUGCUGCGGUGACGGCGCCGGUAGGGCAGGGGGCGUGGCGGAUGGGCUGGUGUGGGACGUGGCCCUCAAGGCGCACGCGUCCGGUGACUACUCCAUCGCCGUGGCGCAGGCGAACGAGGCGCUCGAGGACCAGGCGCAGGUGGUCGCGGCUCCGGCCGCCACGCUCGUCGGCGUCUUCGACGGGCACGGCGGGCCCGAGGCCGCGCGCUUCGUCAACAGGCGCCUCUUCUCGCAUAUCCAAGCCUUUGCGGCUGAGAACGGUGGCCUGUCAGCGGAGGUGUUCCAGAAGGCCUUCGGCGCGACGGAGGAGGAGUUCAUAGGCCUGGUGCAGAAAUCAUGGCCGUCGCAGCCGAGGAUCGUGUCCGUGGGCUCCUGCUGCCUGGUGGGCGCCGUCGACAUCGAGAACGGGACGCUGUACGUGGCCAACCUGGGCGACUCGCGCGCCGUGCUGGGCCGCCGCCGGGGCAAGGGGAGGCGCGUGGUGGCCGAGCGGCUGUCUCAGGACCACAACGUGGCCGACGAGGGCGUGCGGCGGGAGGUGGCCGAGAUGCACCCGGACGACUCGCACAUCGUGCUCAACAGCCACGGCGUGUGGCGGAUCAAGGGGAUCAUCCAGGUGUCCAGGUCCAUCGGCGAUGUGUACCUCAAGAAGCCUGACAUCUGCAGGGGCAACCCGGUGCUGCAGCAGUCCAUCUGCCCGUUCCCGCUGCGCCGCCCCGUCAUGACCGCCGUGCCGUCCAUCACCACGCGGGAGCUGCGCCCCGGCGACCGCUUCAUCAUCUUCGCGUCGGACGGGCUGUGGGAGCAGCUCAGCGACGACGCCGCGGUGGACGUCGUGGCGAGCAGCCCGAGGAAGGGCGUGGCCAUGCGCCUGGUGCGGGCCGCCCAGCUGGAGGCGGCGCGCAAGAAGGAGGUCAAGUACGACAAGAUCCGGACCAUCGAGAAGGGCCAGCGCCGGCACUUCCACGACGACAUCACCGUCGUCGUGCUCUUCCUCGACAAGUGCAGGGGAGCUGCCAGGUCCGGCCCCGAGGACAUCGACGGCACCUACGCGCCGGUGGACGUGUUCUCCUGCAGCCCCGCCGCCGGCGGCGAUCACGAGGACCCGACGAAGCCCGUCCUGCGUCGUUAAUACGGAUCGCUUGGUGUUCCGCGUGCUGUCAGAUACUGAACAAACAUAUACUCUUCUCUUUCAGUCUUCUUUCAGUGCUCUGCUUCGCUCUCUAAACAAGAGAAGGUACAUACUUGAGCUGCUUCGUUUGGAACGCAGGAAUAUUUGCCGGUUCUUGCGUGAAUUGAGUUGUUUAUCGUCCAAGACAAUUCGCUUGUAAAGAAAUGAUAGUUUCAGGUCAUGUGUCAUAGAUUGUAAAUCUUCAUCCAUCUCUUCUCACUUCUAUCCUAUCUACUACUAUCUGUCCUUCCGAUGUUCUUCAUCGUCGUCUAUUUCGAUGUUCUUCAUAGCUGUCAACCGAAAGCUAAGAUGAAUAUACUCAGCAUCUGCUGGUUAGCAGCCGGCCCCCGGCCGCCGGCGACCUCCUAUCAGCGAGGCAGCAAGUGAACUGCAUGCGAAGCAGGCAAGCCGGUCGUCCCUCGUCAGCGGUCAUGAUCUCGGAGACGGUCUGCUCUGGAAUAUGGCUAUGUGGAAAGACGGCCACGAUCGUGGAUCGGUUCAACAGGCACUAUAAUUCUUGACCUCUGAGUCAACAGAGUGAUGGCAUCGAUGCCCGGAUGGCCAGGAUCGCGAGAAAUGGUGGACGAACUAUCAUGACAGAAAAAAGAACUGCCGGCAAAAUUCUGUCCAACUUGAGCUUGUUCGGUUACUUUUAUUAUAUAUGGAUGGGAUGAAAUUG